AUGCAGGCCGCUAAUGACACAUCCAUUAUUCCCGAAUCACAAAAUAAAUUAUCGGCAUGGAUCUAUUUUAAUUCAUCGUCCAAAAUAAAACGUUUAAUUGACUACAAUUGUACAAUGAUGGACGGAUGUGAAUAUGAUUAUAUUCAAGAGAUUUAUGCAACAACCCUACAAAUAAUAAAUUAUGAACAAUUAUGGAAUAAUCUAUCAAUAAUAUUGUAUGAUGACCAACAUAGCACAGGUUUAUUAGUGUGUGAAAAUGAUGAUGAUCAACCCGAAGAGUGUCAGAAUGGAUACUGCCAUGUUUUAACAAGAUUUUCUUCUUAUGCUAAUGUUGAUCAACUUGAAAUUUCCAAAACAUGUGAGAUUUAUAGUAAUGAUAGUGAACAACAACCACAGCUAUCUAUAUCAACAACGAAUAGUUUGUCAGUUAUGAAAUAUACAUGUAAUAAACAUAUGUGUAAUAGACAAAUAACCGUCAAUCAAAUACGCGAUAUAUUGUCAUCAUCAUUAAUUGUGUCAAUGCCAGAAAGUAACACUUCUACAACUACUAUAUAUGCGACAACAACCACAACAGUUAUAACACCACUGUCAACUAUUGCUUGUUUAAGUUGUUUUCAAACACUAAAUUUAACUGAACCAUCAUCUGCAUAUAUAACUUACUGUCAAUUUGAACUUGCAAUCAAAUGUAAAAGCUCAUUAUCGGUCGAUUUCUCUACUCAAGAAGUUUCAAUUCAUUUUGAACCAAUAAUCAUCGAUGAUGGACUUCAGUUUCCACAAAUAGAGAUUAUAAUGAGAACACAGAUAUACUUAGAUCAAUUAAAUCGAAUAGAACAUCAUAUGACAUAUCAAUGUUCUACUAGUUCUCUAUGUAGUUUUAAGUAUAUUGAUAUGUACUAUCACGAACAUAUUCGGAUAUUGAAUUUUCAAGGUCUGUGGUAUAAUCUGGCAUCAUUGUUAUACGAUACAAAUGUACAAAACACAACGAGUAUCAUCUGUUUUACUGGUACUGCUGAUGAAUCCGUCAUGCAUUGUGGUAGAAACGAAUAUUGUCAUUUAAGUGUAACAUUUUCAAAUAAAAGCGAACAAAUAAAAACGAACAAAAUGUGCAAACCAAUUGAUAUUUUCAAAACAUUGAUUUUAACAACUGAUUCAAUAGCGGCUGAAACAACAUUAGAAUAUAUUUGUAAUAAAGAGGAAUGCAAUGGACAGAGCAUACUCAAUCUAAUACGUGAUAUAUUAGAAUCCGUAUUGUUAUUACCGAUAUCUCAGACAACAACACCGACUACAGCAAGUACAACAACAACAGCAUUACAGUCAACUGUUUUGUGCCUUAGUUGUGUUUCAUCUGUGAAUUUAAACAAAUCACCAUCAAUCAAUACGACCAAUUGUCUAGUUGAACGUGAACAAUCAUGUGAAGGUUCAUUAUUUAUUCUGAAACGAACAAUAUCAUUGCCCAUUUUAAUUCAUUAA
Didymodactylos carnosus is the source of this 1470-nucleotide messenger RNA. The record is from the annotation of a GenBank genome assembly. NCBI's taxonomy places the organism in Eukaryota, Metazoa, Rotifera, Eurotatoria, Philodinida, Philodinidae.